Histoplasma mississippiense is the source of this 1779-nucleotide messenger RNA. RefSeq lists its product as hypothetical. Gene Ontology annotation, biological process: attachment of GPI anchor to protein. The transcript has 2 exons. The coding region runs from base 1 to 1779 and encodes 592 amino acids. Lineage: Eukaryota; Fungi; Ascomycota; Eurotiomycetes; Onygenales; Ajellomycetaceae. Gene Ontology annotation, cellular component: GPI-anchor transamidase complex. The record is from RefSeq and is a predicted model, not a curated record.
AUGCAGAAUAAAAAGGAAGGCAAGAUGGGGGCCUCCUCUACCGACGCAAAAACAAACGCUACGCGAAUGACAGAUCAACCAGCCAUGAAGAUCAGCGCGAAGCGGACCCUCCCGCCCGAGAAGCCGGAGGAUAUUAGGACGAGAACACUGGUGAUAUCUGCAUUUUGGGCGAUUAUAAUAUUUCUGGGCCUUCCCAUGUGGUGGAUGACUACGUCCAUUUACAGGGCGAGACUUCCGUUGGAUGUGAUGAAGGAUUGGGCAGAUGGCAAGAUUCUCGUACAUGCUCCGUCAAUGAACACCCCGGAUGCUGAACACCUUAUUCGCACCACCCAACACGCUCUCGAUGAUCUGAAUGAUUUCUCCGCACAUCACCUCAGGCUUCGCUUGGUAGAAACGUCACAGAGCUCAGGAGAGACAUCGCAGGUUAUUCCAACAGCAGAAUCAGACGUUGAGGAGAAAAAAAAUGCAGCGCUGAAUGUCAGGUUACUCCCACGGGAGGGUGUAGUUGUACCUAGCUCAGAACUACAUCCGUAUUCUGAACAACUGGAAAUAUUUUAUCCAGUCAAUCAAGCACCAUCUACUUCGACACUCAAUUCACUUCUCGCUACAUUUAUUGCCGCAGAGGUUCAGAAACUGUUCAAUGAGGAGAAAGCGACAAUUGCAUAUAUCCUGUCAAGCAGCAACACGUUUGGUCCGUCGCCUCAACCCUCGAUUCCAGGAGGUCAGGGCCCUUCUGUGAAUAAUAGAGAGCAAGGAAUGGCAGCUAUAAAAUCCGUGGCACCCCAAUUAGCGGAGUCAAUUGCUCGUCGCACCACGCGUUCUUUUAAAUAUGCUGAAACGUACCAUUUAAGCUUCUCGCUCUUCACGCCAGGACCACUGCCAUCCUCAUGGGACAUCGAACCAGCGUUACAAGAAUACCUUCUACCGCUACUAGGAACACUUUCGCCCAUUAGCAACUUCUCCAUCGACACACAGGUGCAAGUGUACGCACACUUUGCACCAACCGCGGCGCAACCAGAAUUCGAUGAAUCUCAGAACGCCUGGACAUUGAAGAAAGAAGAGCUAGGCUCAUUCAUCAACGCUGCGGAAUGGCCUCUAAGCCCCAGUAUCCGCAAAGGCCCAACGAUAAAUUUCAUCCUCUACAUCCCUUCAGCAAGCCAAUCUCCUCUCGUGAUUAAAGAAAAUGGUGUCACCAGCUGGCUCAUCCCUCAAUGGGGCGGAGUGGUCAUCCUCAACCCCCCUCUUGAUCCUUCGCUGAAUCCCAAAUCAAACCCACCCCAUCUAUCUAAAGACUCUCUCCGCAAUCCUUUAUCCACAUUCUCCCAUCAACUCCUCACACUCCUUGGCACCCCUUCCUCCCCAGCAUCCCUCCCUCUCCGCCUCCAAGCCUUAGUUCGCAUCCACACUGCCUCCCUCCUCCUUUCUGCAUCCUCAACCAUGGGCUCCCUCGCCCGCCUUGUCCGCUCUCUUGCUUCAAUCCCCAUCCCGCUCAGCGUGGCGAACUCCGUCUCGACCACGCUUUCUCAUCUCUCGGCUACAUGUGAGCUGUUGCGUGAGGGCCGAUUCAAACAGGCGUUAGCGAGCGCGCGCGUUGCGGAGAACGAGGCGGAGCGUAGCUUUUUUGAAAAAAGCAUGGUUGGGCAGUUGUAUUUCCCGGAUGAACAUAAAGUUGCUGUGUACUUGCCACUUCUGGGCCCGAUUGGGGUGCCGCUCGUCAUGGCCCUGAUAAGAGAAGGGAGAAGAGUAAUUCUGGCGAUGAGGCAGCGCAGGAUUAGGUAG